AUGACCUCCGUGUUCGGGAAGCCCCGCGCGGGUAGCGCGGCGCACAGCGCGCCCCUUGAAGUCAACUUGGCCAUCCUGGGGCGCCGAGGGGCCGGCAAGUCCGCCUUGACAGUGAAGUUUCUGACCAAGAGGUUCAUCAGCGAGUAUGACCCCAACUUGGAGGAUACCUACAGCUCGGAGGAGACUGUGGACCACCAACCCAUCCACCUGAGGGUCAUGGAUACUGCAGACCCGGACACCCCCAGGAACUGCGAACGCUACCUGAACUGGGCUCAUGCCUUCCUGGUGGUGUACAGCGUGGACAGCCGCCAGAGCUUCGAGGGCAGCAGCGGCUACCUGGAGCUGCUGGCCCUGCACGCCAAGGAGACACAGCGUGGCUUCCCCGCCCUGCUGCUGGGCAACAAGCUGGACAUGGCCCAGUACCGGCAGGUCACCCAGGCGGAGGGCGCAGCCCUGGCCGGCAGGUUCGGAUGCCUGUUUUUCGAGGUUUCCGCCUGCCUGGACUUCGAGCAUGUGCAGCACGUCUUCCACGAAGCGGUACGGGAGGCAAGGAGGGAGCUGGAGAAGAACGCCCCAGCCCGGCCCCUCUUCAUCUCGGAGGAGCGGGCGCUGCUCCCUCACCAGGCCCCGCUCACCGCCCGGCACGGGCUGGCCAGCUGCACGCUCAACACUCUGUCCACCGUCAGCCUGAAGGAGAUGCCCGCCGUGGCCCAGGCCAAGCUGGUCACAGUCAAGUCGUCCCGCGCCCAGAGCAAGCGCAAGGCUCCCACCCUGACCCUCCUGAAGGGCUUUAAGAUCUUCUGAACACUCCUCUCCAGGAGCUGGUGGGAACCUGCAAGGGACUGCAGGGCCGGGAGGCUGGCUCAGCGCCUGGCCUUUGGACGACAGCUGAGCCAGCCUCCAGCACCCAGCAGAGCCAUCAG
Messenger RNA from Ochotona curzoniae (black-lipped pika), 923 nucleotides. Its product is annotated as ras-like protein family member 12. NCBI's taxonomy places the organism in Eukaryota, Metazoa, Chordata, Mammalia, Lagomorpha, Ochotonidae. Gene Ontology annotation, molecular function: GTPase activity; GTP binding. The record is from RefSeq and is a predicted model, not a curated record. The transcript has 5 exons. The coding region runs from base 1 to 804 and encodes 267 amino acids.